Ceratina calcarata is the source of this 607-nucleotide messenger RNA. RefSeq names its product putative rRNA-processing protein EBP2 homolog. Lineage: Eukaryota; Metazoa; Arthropoda; Insecta; Hymenoptera; Apidae. Gene Ontology annotation, cellular component: nuclear periphery; preribosome, large subunit precursor; nucleolus. The transcript has a single exon. Gene Ontology annotation, biological process: ribosomal large subunit biogenesis; rRNA processing. The coding region runs from base 14 to 607 and encodes 197 amino acids. The record is from RefSeq and is a predicted model, not a curated record.
CUUUCAGAAUCUUAUGAAACAAAAACUGGAGACGAUUAAACUGAAUUUACCAUGGGUGGAAAGGCUAGACAUGGUCAACGCGCCAGCACCGUUAGCGCCAGAGUUAGCGUUGCAAAUGCAAGAUCAGGAAGUGAGAAGAGCAAAGCAGUUGAAGGGGAAUAAAAAAUUGCCGCAGUACGAUCCAACGGAGGACCCGGUUUUAAACGACUUCCGGAGAGAAACAAUGUUCCACAGACAAGCACAGGGUGCCGUUAUGGACGGCAUCGCUAGAUUAAAGAAGCUCGGAAUACCGACGACAAGGCCUGACGAUUAUUUCGCUGAGAUGGCAAAGUCCGACGCCCACAUGCACAAAGUCAGGGAGAACUUAUUGAGGAAGCAAAUGAUUGUUCAGAGAUCGGAGAAGGUCAGGCAGUUGAGACAGCAGAGGAAAGUAGGCAAGCAAAUGCAGAUAGAAGCCACUUUGAAGAAGCACGCAGAGAAGAGGAAAAUAUUAUUAGCAUGCGAGCGAAUGAUAUGUCCUUUUGCGUCCCUGAAAGAUGGCGCAGGUUCUCCUCUGUUUACUACAAAGCCGCGUGUAGUAAAACAGAGUACCGCGUGUGACCUGUGA